Molecule: messenger RNA, 1535 nt
Organism: Hermetia illucens (black soldier fly)
Lineage: Eukaryota; Metazoa; Arthropoda; Insecta; Diptera; Stratiomyidae
Product: queuine tRNA-ribosyltransferase accessory subunit 2
Exons: 6
Coding region: 179-1420 (413 amino acids)
Molecular function (GO): tRNA-guanosine(34) queuine transglycosylase activity
Source: RefSeq, a predicted model, not a curated record
GUGCGGCGGUGAUGAAUGGCAGCAUCUGUCAGGCGAUGUCAAGGCGACGCUGGGGCAGCAGAUUGCACUGACGUUUGGGUUGCACGUGCGAAUUUUCUAGCAGUCUGGACGCAGGAGUUGUUUGGGUGCAGGAUAUUUGCGGUGGGAGGAUUUUGACUGGAAAAUCGUAGAUUCGAGAAUGAAGUUUGCUGUGGAAGUUGCCUCAAAACUUUCCGGUCGAGUGGGCUGUCUCGUACAGACGGAAACCGGCCAGAAAUUCCCAACUCCGCUUUUAUUACAAACAACAAAAGGUGGAAGCAUUCCUUACUUAUCGAGGGAAGUGUUCAAAUAUUUGACUGAAGACUCCCAGAUCCUAGAAAUAUGCUUGAGCACAACUGAUCAUAUGGAAGAGGCCCUGAAGGCGUUUAAAAGCGGGAUCGCCUCAUUUGUUGGAUUUCCAGAGUACUUAUCGUUCGUUACCUUAAAGGAUCCUUGUGAGGAGUCACCCUCCGGAUUCCAUGUAAAAGAUGCUGUUCCGUUCUUCACAAGGAGAGGCAAAAAGGAACUGACAGCGGACAGGUUUAUGGACAUCAUAGAAGUAUUUAAACCAAAUAUCUAUCAUUCCCUUUGUGAUAACGAUACAGAUAUCAAUAGCUCUAAGAAAAGAGUUAUAAAAUCUGUAGAUCGGACUGAAAAUUUCUUCAAAGCUUGUUUAGAGAGACAUAAAAUUUCGGAAACUUUAAGGAACAGUUUAUUCUUUGCUCCAAUAGUGGGUGGCUAUAAUAAACAUGCACGGUCGCAAUCAAUUGAAUUUGUUUCCAAACAUCCAGAAGUUGGCGGCUUUAUGAUAGAUGGACUACAUUCGAAUGGAGAACAUGCUACUAAGAUACCCCGCGAAUCGCUAAAGGAUAUUGUCUCGCAUUGUGUACAAAAAUUGAAUACGGACAAACCAAAAAUGAUGUUGGGUGCGUACACCCCUUUGGCAGUAUUGGAGCUUAUUCGAUUAGGAGUAGACAUUUUUGAUACAUCUUAUAUUUACUUGACCAGCACCAAUUCUCAAGGCCUUGUUUUCGAUUAUAAUUUGGCUGCUGAGAAGCGAAGUAACCACUUAGCUUUGGAUCUCAAUGAUGAAAGUUAUGCUGAGGAUUUCACCCCUAUUUUAGAAGGAUGUUCAUGUUUAGCAUGUCAGAAGCACACAAAAGCCUAUAUAAAUCACCUGAUAAAGACGAAAGAAUUGCUAGGACCAAUUUUGUUAAUGAUACAUAACAUGCAUCAUUACUUAAUGUUCUUUGAAAGUAUUCGAAACUGCAUUGCUGGUGAUAAACUACCAGAACUUAUUCAACUAGUGGAAGGCUGUGUUAGCGAGGAAACGGUUGCUAAGGAGGAUAAAAAAAUUCCACCGAUUUUAGAGCAGGUUGAACCAGCUUCUGUGGCUACUUAGAUAUAUUGUAUUUUAAGGAAAAGAGUGUUUUUUUUUUAUAUAAAUUAUUACAUAAUGUGGAAUAGGGUAGUUACUAGAAACUAUCAACUUGUAUAAUAAAAUAAUUUUAAAAGUA